AUGGCGACUCGCUCGCGCCGCCGUCCGCCUGUCUUCGAGAGCCAGUCCUGUAGUGGUUCUUGUGACACACCUUUUUCUUCUUCCAUAGAAUGGGACACUCAGGUGGUGAAAGGGUUCUCCCUUCUCGACUCCUCCGGGUCUAAGUUGAAGGCGUCAUCUGUCGACCUGCGGCUGCCUCCGUGGUUGGAGCCGGAGAGAUGUGCCGUGUUUCACUGCGCACGUUGCUUCGCGGUGCUCGGUGACACCGUGCACCUCGCCUGGGACCUGUCGAAGUCCCUCGGCGCCCUGGCCUUCUCCAGAGUCACAAACAACGUCGUUUUGUUAGAGCCCUUUUUGGUUGGCAUAGAAGGUUCUCUCAAAUCCAGCACAUACAACCUUUUAUUCUGUAAUUCCUGUGAGACUCCUGUUGGUUUCCAUUUAUAUUCUACCCAUGCUGCUCUGGCUGCCUUGAGAGGCCAUUUCUGCCUUUCUUGUGAUAAAAUACUGUGCUAUCUGUUAAAAACAAAGGCCAUAAUAAAUACAUCUGAAAUGGAUAUUCACAAUGUACAUUUACCAGAAAAGAUUGCAGAGCUGAAAGAGAAGAUAGUGCUAAUGCAUACUCGUUUAAACUCACUGAUGAAGGUUCUGAAGGAAGAGACUCCUCACCAGUCUCACCAAGAAAACUGA
Messenger RNA from Grammomys surdaster, 666 nucleotides. It is a transcript of the gene Oip5, whose product is annotated as Opa interacting protein 5. The record is from RefSeq and is a predicted model, not a curated record. Bases 1 to 666 code for a protein of 221 amino acids. NCBI's taxonomy places the organism in Eukaryota, Metazoa, Chordata, Mammalia, Rodentia, Muridae. Gene Ontology annotation, biological process: chromosome segregation; CENP-A containing chromatin assembly. Gene Ontology annotation, cellular component: nucleus; chromatin; chromosome, centromeric region. The transcript is spliced from 5 exons.